This is a messenger RNA of Fonsecaea erecta, 864 nucleotides long. RefSeq lists its product as hypothetical. Gene Ontology annotation, molecular function: protein C-terminal S-isoprenylcysteine carboxyl O-methyltransferase activity. The coding region runs from base 1 to 864 and encodes 287 amino acids. The transcript has 2 exons. Gene Ontology annotation, biological process: C-terminal protein methylation. Lineage: Eukaryota; Fungi; Ascomycota; Eurotiomycetes; Chaetothyriales; Herpotrichiellaceae. Gene Ontology annotation, cellular component: membrane; endoplasmic reticulum. The record is from RefSeq and is a predicted model, not a curated record.
AUGUCCGACUCCUCGGCCCUCAGUUCUCCAGGGAUCAUUCAUGAAUUCCCAAGAGACAGGAUUCAAGAACACAUUAACGGUAGUGCCCGCGCGAAUUUGCAGCCCAUGUAUAUUCCACCACUAUACCUGCCUGGGGGUAAACGGGCACUCUCAGGGGUGUCUAUUCGUGCCUUUGCGUUGGGCAUCGCACUAGGCAUCUCUACAAUCCUCACAGUGGAGCUGGUGCAUUGGGGCAACGGACUUUGGAGAGCACCAUGCUUUGUCGCAACACUGGCCCUGUUUCACUACCUUGAAUUCGACAUGACGGCAAGAUACAACCCCCCGGAUGCCUCAAUCUCGUCCUUUCUCUUACUGUCGAAUGGCAUUGGCUAUGCCGCCGCCCAUACCUCCGCCAUGCUUGAAUUGCUGGCCCGGUACUGGCUGUACUCUGACUACGCUCCAACAUGGCUGAGGUUGCCUUUCCAUAUCCCCAGAAUCUUGCCAUCGAUUCCGUCCUCGAUAACAGUUGGGCUGGGCGCCACUUUGAUUGUCGUGGGCCAGCUUGUCAGAAGUGCCGCCAUGCGACAGGCAAAGACAAACUUCAACCAUGUUGUGCAAUGGACGAAGCGAGCAGACCAUGUCCUGGUGACGGAUGGAGUCUAUGCCUUCUCAAGGCAUCCCUCCUAUUUCGGAUUCUUCUGGUGGGGUUUGGGGACGCAGGUACUGCUGGGGAAUCGCAUUUGCUUCGUAAUAUAUGCUGUGGUAUUGUGGAAGUUUUUCCACCACCGAAUCGUUCAUGAAGAAAGACAUCUGGUUUCUUUCUUUGGAGAAGACUACAUUGAAUAUCGCAAACGCGUUCCCGUCCGCAUUCCAUUCAUUCGUUGA